AACAAAAUAUUAAUUUAUUACAAUGUUAACAAAACAAAUAAAACAAUAAGUGUAACGGUAUUGCUAAACUAAAAUAAGAGAACGACGGUGCGCAGCGAAUGGUAAACGAGUAGGAACUGGUACGAAAAGAAAACGGCAGAUUGGGUCCAGCCGUAUCAUGGAGGAAAAAGGAACGUUCGCUGUGCUACCGUUAACAACACGAUAACAACAUAUGUGGGUCGCCACAAUAAACAAUUUGAUAAUUAUGUCAACUGAAGUGGAAAAUAAUGAAAAUAAUAAAAAUCCGCCAUCUUUAGCAACUGAAGAAAUCAAGUUUACUGAGCGAAUGAGAAAGGCUACAAGAAAAGAACAUCGAAUUAGUGAUGCCUUAAUUAAUGCAAAAAUGACCAUCGGUAUGACAGAUAGCAAAGUAUGGGUAGAAGGAUUACGACGAUUUUACGUUGUAUAUCAGUAUCUAGAGAUUGCAAUGAAAAAGGAAGAAAAUUAUAAUUUACAUAAAUUUGGACAAAUUAAUGGUUUAUUACGUACACAACCAUUUGAAAGCAGCUUGCGACACUAUUUAGGAGAAAAAUGGCCAUCUGGAAUAACUAAAGCCAUGGCUGAAUAUUCCAACUACUUAUUAUGUUUAGAAAAUGAAAAUCACGUACUACUAUCACCAUUUAUAUAUCAUAUGUAUAUGGGCAUUUUAUCUGGUGGACAAAUACUGAUGGCUAAACAAAGAAUGGCUUUCUCAGACGGAAAAGGAUCUGAAGCAUUUUACUUUGAUAUUAAUGUAAGAGAAGCAAAGAAUCAACUACGGAAUGAAAUGAACGCUUUGGCAGAAAAAUUAGAUGAUGAAACCAAACUUAGAUUAUUAAAAGAAAGUAAAAUGGUAUAUUUGUUAAAUAAUAAAUUAGUAAAAGAAGUUAAAGUUCCUACAGAAAUUUUGUUAAUCAAGUUCAUAUUUGUUAUUGGAAUUUUUAUAUUAGUGAUCUUAUUAUGGAAGGUAUCAAAAAAAUUUCUUAUGGUUUUGUUUUAGUAAAUUAAUGACUGGUAUUUAAAAUUUUUAAAAUUUAGUUUGAUAAACCAAUUUUAAUUACCUAUGUUAAAUAAUCCAUAGUUAUAGAUGCUCUUGUAUAGUUGAUUGUUAUUAUUUUUUUUUUUAUAUACGGUUUUAUUGUAUUUGGGUAAUAAUAAAAAUAAACAAUUAAUAAUUUAUUAUAUUUAAUGUAUACAUUACUAUGCAAUACCAAUAGUAUAUUCAAUUGUAAUUAGUUUAUUAUACAUAAUAUACAUAAUAUAUAUAUAUUGUUUUAUAUUCUA
Messenger RNA from Rhopalosiphum padi (bird cherry-oat aphid), 1302 nucleotides. RefSeq lists its product as uncharacterized. The record is from RefSeq and is a predicted model, not a curated record. The transcript has 3 exons. The coding region runs from base 212 to 1018 and encodes 268 amino acids. Gene Ontology annotation, molecular function: heme oxygenase (decyclizing) activity. NCBI's taxonomy places the organism in Eukaryota, Metazoa, Arthropoda, Insecta, Hemiptera, Aphididae. Gene Ontology annotation, biological process: heme oxidation.